GUCAAAACCCAACGCAAAGAAAUCAGGAAGCUACGGUCGUACAUUCGUGUCUUCACGCAGUCGCCUCACUUUACAAACGUCGAGACCAGGGCAGAAACAGCAACUUGCGAUAUCGGAUAAGAUGUCAAUUUGGCGUCAAAUUUGUUUGGUGGUGCGGUCAGAAUAGUCAUUUGUUCCUUUAGGGUGUUUUUUUCAACCUUUGGACGUUACGCCUUCGAUCCAACCAAUAAUAACAGUAGAAGAGUAUCGUCACUCAUCUGUUAGACCCAAAUCGUGAACAACAACCUGAAGGGCCAUUACCAGUGUCCGCGCCAACAACUUUAGGAACACAGCCAGUGACACACAAGUCAGCACAAAAUGGGAACGAUCUACCAGGUUAUUGUUCGUAGCCCCAUGGGUGAGAUGGUGGAGGUCGACCUGUGCAGAACCGAGGAGCAGUUUAAGAACAUGGCAGUGCGACAGCUGAAGGAAAAAAUAUGUGAGAAGUUUCCGAACUUUGCAGGAGAGGGGCGUCUGCGUCUGAUAUUCAGAGAUAAGAUGCUGGAUGGAGAUAAUACCCUUCUGUCUGACUAUGGAAUCCAGCACAUGUCUCUCAUCCACAUGGUAAUGAAGCUUCCUGGAGGAGGUGGACCUAUUGAUGAAAACAGUGGGAUGGGGGACAAGACUGGCAAAAAUCGAAGUAUGGAAUCUCUGAAGUUAUCAUUUUAUUAACACAACUAGGUGCUGUGCAGGUCCAACUGUAAUAAACUUUUAUUCAACUUCCAAAUCACAAACUUCUGUUUUACUUUUUUACAAUUAUUUAUGUGCCUGUUCUUGAAGUGGCAGGUAAAGUUUGCUCAUCAUAUAUAGGAAGAUCUCUGUUGAAAGAAGGCUUUCUAUAAUGUUGAGGGUAUGGAUGUUUUGAAAAUCCAAUUUUUGUGAUUUUGUUUGUUCUUUGCUUCUUUGCCACAAAAACUAGUUAAACUUCCUCUCUUGAAGCUUAAAACAAGUUCACCACAUGUGCACCAUUUUAAUUUACAGCAAGAAUAAAUUGUGUAUUCCUCUAUAUUUUGUAUAACAUGUGUCUUACAUUUUUGCAAACAACUGCAAUAGAAACACACCUGAUUGUACAGGUGACGUGUGAAUUCUUGCAAAUGUGAUGGAGAUAGAAAGUGAAACUUGGUGUCAGUGGACCUGAAAAAGUCACUCAACACAUAUUAAUGGUUGAACUUGUCAGAUAUUUUCAGCCUGACUCACAGGAUCAGAGACAAUUGUGCUGUUAGGGUUUGUUUGGUGUGUAUUUGUUUCCAGGAACAACAAGUUCUUUCAAAGCAUUUAUGACAUGUUCUUUGUUUGCUCAGGCUGAUGUGAAGUGAAAUUAUUUGAAAAGCUAAACUGUCAAAGGCAAAAGUAAAACAAAAAAAAAACAUCUUACAAAAUGUAAUGUAUCUGUUCUAUGAACCUAUAAAGUCUGUCUCUUCUCCAUACACCUAGUUUAAAGUUGUCUGUUGUUUGUACAAAGAACAUUGGUUCAUCUCUUGAGUUUAGUGCCUUCUUCAUGCUUCAAUGAUUCAACGAUGCCAGACCCCAGUCUCUCAAUACGCAUGUAUUAGACUGAAAAUGAAAAAGCAGCUGAAAAAUAAUAAAUAAAUAAAUAAAACGUGACUUUUUAAAGCUUUAAUAUAGUGAGUGGUGAGUAAUGCCUUCACUAUCCCCAGAGAUUUUGGAUUUCAAAAAGACCUUUCAUCCAUAGGUUAUUCCGCUUCGAAAUGACAGGGUUCUGUCGCUUUUCAAAACUGCGUUGAUGAUCUUUGUACCAACGACAGAGCAUAACUUGGAAAAAUAAGAAGAAUUUAGGUGAAACUGAAAGCAUCCUCAGCCAUCUGGCAUCAGACUCUGCUGUCUGCUGAGCGCAGAUAACUUGUGUCAGUGUCAUUACCAUUAUUAUUGACAGAAUCUAAAGGAGCACAGAAAUUCUCAUCCCAAAAAGCUAAAAAUGGGGACGGUCUACUGGGUCAAGGUUCAAGGACUAAGGGGUGAAACGAAGUGGAUCGAUAUGUGCAACACUGAUGAGGAGUUUAACAGCAUGACCAUGAAACAUCUGAAGGAAAAAAAUAAGGCACUGUUUUUCAUAUAUGUUGGAUAUCUCAGGUAAAAGCUCUGAAAGACAGAGUGAAAGCUUGCUGUAAUGUGACAUUUUUACCCUUGAGCUGUGGUGUUAUAUGUCUGUGCAUUUCUAGAUAAUUAUACAGAUGCAUUUCAUUGUAUUGUAGUUAAGGAAAAUUCUGAAGCAGUAAAAUUAGCUAACAAGCACAGACGUAUAUGCUUCUUUGUGGUUCACUUCUCACUAGUAUAUAUUGCCAUGAAAACUUAUGCUGGCUAGGUUCCAGAUUACACUCCUUAGGAUCCCUGAGAACUCUGUGUGCACACAAUAGAAAGAUGAAUUUUUAGAUUCACUCUUAUUAUAUAACAACUUUAUUGUUUAACAAGAAUUAAUGCACGGUUCUCAAACAGCAUAUAUUUAUAGCCUUCUUUCUGACCUUAUAUAAAGUUUUCAUGCCGACUAAUCCUAUGAAUUCACUUUU
Molecule: messenger RNA, 2564 nt
Organism: Haplochromis burtoni (Burton's mouthbrooder)
Lineage: Eukaryota; Metazoa; Chordata; Actinopteri; Cichliformes; Cichlidae
Product: ubiquitin-40S ribosomal protein S27a
Exons: 2
Coding region: 358-711 (117 amino acids)
Molecular function (GO): protein binding
Source: RefSeq, a predicted model, not a curated record